This is a messenger RNA of Periophthalmus magnuspinnatus, 2888 nucleotides long. RefSeq names its product kinesin-like protein KIF2A. The coding region runs from base 75 to 2270 and encodes 731 amino acids. The transcript has 21 exons. Gene Ontology annotation, biological process: microtubule-based movement. Gene Ontology annotation, molecular function: microtubule motor activity; ATP binding; microtubule binding. The record is from RefSeq and is a predicted model, not a curated record. NCBI's taxonomy places the organism in Eukaryota, Metazoa, Chordata, Actinopteri, Gobiiformes, Gobiidae.
CUCACUCUGAGCCGCGGCACAUCCUGGACCCAUCCCGCGUUCCCCAAACCGCACACAAAUAUCCGGCUGGAGAGAUGGCCGGGAUUUUUGGAAAAAUCUUCGUGGGGAUUUAUGUGGAGAUAAAACGGAGCGACGGAAGAAUACAUCAGGCCAUGGUCACAUCACUGCAUGAGGACAAUGAGAGCGUGACAGUGGAGUGGAUCGAGAAUGGGGACACCAAAGGCAAAGAGAUUGACCUUGAAAGCAUCUUUUCUCUGAAUCCAAAUGUGGCCCCUGAUGAUGAGAUAGCACAGAGCCCAGAGACUCAACUUCCUCCUUCCUCUAUUCCCAAAGUCAGCAAGGUUCCCAAGACAAGACGAGUUACAGCAAUACCUAAAGCUGAAAACGUACCUCGGGAGAACAGAGCUGCUGCCGUAGGAACAACCCGGGCCCGGCCAAGUCAACACAGCCAAGUCUCAGAGCCUCCUCCACCAGCGAUCGCGCCACAAUCGGCCUUCAACCAAACACUAAUACAGCAGCAAAAUGCUCGGAGGAAAUCAAAUUGUGUAAAAGAGGUGGAAAAACUUCAAGAAAAACGUGAGAAGAGACGACUUCAGCAACAGGAACUCAGAGAAAAGAGGGCCCAAGAAGUGGAUGUCAAUUUACCCAACUAUGAAAUUAUGUGCAUGAUCAGAGACUUCAGAGCCAGUCUCGACUACAGGCCCCUAACCUCCAAUGAUCUGAUUGAGGAGCAUAGAAUAUGUGUGUGUGUACGAGCUCGACCAUUGAAUAAAAAAGAGCUAUCAGUGAAGGACUUAGAUGUCAUCACUAUCCCAAGUAGAGAUGUUGUUAUGGUUCAUGAACCCAAGCAAAAAGUUGACCUGACGCGCUACUUGGAGAACCAAACAUUUCGCUUUGACUACGCUUUUGAUGAGAACUCCACAAAUGAAAUGGUUUACAGGUUUACAGCCCAGCCUUUGGUUGAGACCAUUUUUGAAAGAGGAAUGGCGACUUGCUUUGCUUAUGGACAAACUGGAAGUGGAAAAACACAUACAAUGGGUGGAGACUUCUCAGGGAAGAACCAGGACUGCUCUAAAGGAAUCUACGCUCUGUCAGCCAGAGAUGUCUUUCACAUGUUGAAAAAGCCAAACUACAAAAAGUUAGAUCUUCAGGUCUUUGCCACUUUUUUUGAAAUCUACAGCGGUAAGGUGUUUGACUUGCUGAAUCAUAAGGCCAAGUUGAGGGUGUUGGAGGAUGGGAAGCAGCAAGUCCAGGUGGUGGGUCUACAGGAGAGAGAGGUCAAAUGCACAGAAGACGUCCUGAAACUAAUUGAAGUAGGAAACAGCUGCAGGACUUCUGGGCAGACAUCAGCAAAUGCCCAUUCCUCCAGGAGCCAUGCCAUUUUCCAGAUCAUUUUGCGCAGACGAGGAAAGAUGCACGGAAAGUUUUCUCUUAUCGAUCUGGCUGGAAACGAGAGGGGAGCCGACACAUCCAGUGCAGACCGCCAGACUCGGCUUGAAGGAGCUGAGAUCAACAAGAGUUUGCUGGCCCUGAAGGAGUGUAUUCGGGCUCUAGGACGAAACAAACCCCACACUCCAUUUAGAGCAAGCAAAUUAACUCAAGUACUGAGAGAUUCCUUCAUUGGGGAAAACUCUAGGACUUGCAUGAUUGCUACAAUCUCCCCAGGAAUGGCCUCUUGUGAAAACACUUUGAACACUUUGAGAUAUGCCAACAGGGUCAAAGAGUUUGGCAUAAGUCCUUCAGAUAUUCCUUUCACACAGAGCGGAGGAGGAGGACGAUCUGAGUUGUCACCUACUUAUGAGGUCCAGGAUCUCACAGUGGAUCCUCUGGCAGCGAUGGACUGUCGUCAGCCAGGACACAUCAACCAGCUGGAGGUGCUGGAGGCCCAGUGGGGAGUUGGCAGCUCCCCACAGAGAGAUGAUCUGAAGUUGCUCUGUGAGCAGAAUGAAGAGGAGGUUUCCCCACAGCUCUUCACUUUCCAUGAGGCUGUGUCUCAGCUUGUGGAAAUGGAGGAGCAGGUUCUUGAGGACCACAGGGCUGUAUUUCAGGAGUCUAUUCGUUGGUUAGAAGAUGAAAAAGUACUUUUAGAAAUGACAGAGGAGGUGGACUAUGAUGUUGAAUCAUAUGCAACUCAACUUGAGCAAAUUCUGGAUCAGAAAAUAGACAUUCUCACUGAGCUGAGAGACAAAGUCAAGUCUUUCCGCUGUGCACUGCAGGAGGAGGAGCAGGCUAGCAAACAGAUCACCCCAAAGAGGCCUCGUGCACUAUAGACAGAACACACAAACACUGUAUGAAAUGAUAUGAUAUGAAAUUUCUUUAAAGACUAAGUUGUCCUCAGAGAGGGCAUGACCAACAGAGUUGUUGUUGUGAAAGAGCUGAGAUUUCUCAGCUGUUAUGAUAAAAUCCUAAUGCCUCUGUUUAUAAUUCUGCUGUACAGUUUUUGUUUUUAAAUCAUCUUUUCAAUUUGACAAAACAUUUUUGGCCACAACUUAUUAAUUUAUGUUCCAUCACAAGUGCUUCAAUUGAAGAAAUGUAAUUUUAAUGAUUCCUGCACAAAUUUCCAAGCUAUUUUGCUUAAUUGAUUCAAAACUGUUUUUGUCAAAUUUUGAAUCAAAUUUAAUUUAAUCUUGCCUAUAUACCUUUGUCUAAGGGCAUGAUUAGGGCAUGUGGUCUUUGUGUGUAAAAUGAGCCAAAACAAGAUGUUUGUGUCCGUGUGAAGUUAGGAAAUGAUGACAAUUAUAAACACAACUUUAGAAAAAAAUCAUUACACUGGUUGACCUGUGAGGGGCACUGCAGUCACGCCCGAGAGCAGAAUGGAAACUGGAAUCAUUGAUGCGCAAAGAGAAUAGAGUGAACUCAUUUGUCAUAAUAAAAAAUAACACAUUGUU